AUGCAGAUCACUGAGUACGAGACUGCCAUCCAGCCAUCAAUGUAUAUUGCUCCAGACUUCUCCAUGGAGCUCCAACAGUACAACACAUGCUAUUCCUUCUACGAACAGACUCCUGCUCAGCCCUCCUGCUGUUCUUCUAACUACUGCUGUGAUCCUUGGGAAUCUUCCUUUCCUACCGGCAUCCAAAUCAGCGCAUUCGACCCAACUCAGGAGGCCUUUGCGAAUCCCGUCGAUCAGCCUGCCAAUGAUCCAGAUGCCUGGAUGCUCAUGGGUCCAUCCAUGCAACAGACCCCUGAGCUCCCCUGCACCACCGUCGACAUAGUACCAGCCUAUCAACACUGCACCGCAUCCUCCGCAUCCUUCCAGGCCUAUCCCGCCUUCCCCGACUACAGCCUCGAUGAUCAGCCCCCCCAGCCUCACUUUCUCCAGCCAAGCAACCCCGAGGUGCUCGACCACGACCACGACCACGACCACGAUACCGACAGCCUCUCGUCCUCAGAUGCUGCAGACAUGUCUGCAGCAGGAUCGCCGGAGGGAGAGGACAGCUUCGACCUGGACAGCAUCUUCGAGGGGAGCGACCUGGAGGAGAGGAGCGUACAGGUCCAUGCCAGGAAGGGCAAGUCCAUGUCGCGGAGCCCUGUGGUGAUCACGUUCGAGCUCCUUGCCGAGCACUUCCAUGAGAGCCUCGAGACCGCGGCGUCCAAGAUCGGGAUCGGCAAGUCGACGAUGAAGCACGUGUGCCGGCGGCUGGGGAUCGAGAAGUGGCCCUACACGCACAAGGGCCAUCGCAAGAACCGCCCGAGGAAGCUCGCGCACCAUCAGAUCUCAGCGUCGUCGAUUGUGUUCACGGACUCGCACGAGUUCUUCGACGCGGCGGCACUGCCGAGGGUGGCAGCUCCGGAGGCGCCGGGGCUGCUUGGAGCGAGCCAGCCGAGCGCACCUGCGCUGUACAUGUCGGCGGGGCUUGGGGAGGCGGGGGCGAUGGAGGAGGGGAUAGGAGGCAUGUACAAUAGGGGAUGCCAAGGGGAGUCAUCAGGGAGCAUGAUAUCGGAGACCGACCUGAACUUUCUAUGGGACUGUGUAGGACGGACUGGGAUGGAUGCUUGUAGAGUUUAG
This is a messenger RNA of Guillardia theta CCMP2712, 1116 nucleotides long. RefSeq lists its product as hypothetical. Gene Ontology annotation, molecular function: DNA-binding transcription factor activity. NCBI's taxonomy places the organism in Eukaryota, Cryptophyceae, Pyrenomonadales, Geminigeraceae. The coding region runs from base 1 to 1116 and encodes 371 amino acids. The transcript has a single exon. The record is from RefSeq and is a predicted model, not a curated record.